Molecule: messenger RNA, 22250 nt
Organism: Rattus norvegicus (Norway rat)
Lineage: Eukaryota; Metazoa; Chordata; Mammalia; Rodentia; Muridae
Source: RefSeq, a predicted model, not a curated record
AUGAGUGCGGGCCCCGGCUGUGAGCCCUGCACGAAGCGGCCCCGCUGGGGUGCCGCUGGAACUUCUGCGCCGACUGCCUCGGACUCCCGGAGCUUCCCUGGCAGGCAGAAGCGCGUUCUCGACCCUAAGGACGCUCCCGUACAGUUCAGGGUCCCACCGUCCUCGUCAGCCUGCGUCUCGGGGCGGGCGGGACCGCACAGAGGCAGCGUCACCUCGUUUGUUUUCAAACAAAAGCCUAUUACCACUUGGAUGGAUACUAAAGGACCCAAGACAGCUGAAUCAGAAAGUAAAGAAAACAACAAUACCAGGACUGACCCCAUGAUGAGUUCUGUGCAGAAAGAUAACUUUUACCCACAUAAGGUAGAGAAAUUGGGAAAUGUUCCUCAACUAAAUCUUGAUAAAUCACCCACUGAGAAGAGCACGCCGUAUUUGAACCAACAGCAGACUGCAGGCGUGUGCAAGUGGCACAGUGCAGGGGAGCGUGCAGAGCAGCUCUCGGCCAGCGAGCCUUCAGCAGUGACUCAGGCACCAAAGCAGCUUAGUAAUGCGAACAUUGAUCAGUCACCCCCAACUGAUGGCCACAGUGACACCGAUCAUGAGGAAGACAGAGACAAUCAACAGUUCCUUACGCCCGUGAAGCUUGCAAAUGCAAAGCAAACAGUAGGGGAUGGGCAAGCCAGGAGCAACUGUAAGUGCAGUGCGUCUUGUCAGUGUGGGCAAGACUGUGCAGGCUGUCAGCGGGAGGAGGCCGAUGUCAUACCAGAGAGUCCUUUGUCAGAUGUUGGCGCUGAGGACAUUGGAACUGGAUCAAAAAAUGACAACAAGUUGACUGGACAAGAAAGUGGCCUCGGUGAUUCACCUCCGUUUGAGAAAGAAAGUGAGCCUGAGUCACCAAUGGAUGUAGACAACUCGAAAACCAGUUGUCAAGAUUCAGAAGCAGAUGAAGAAGCAAGUCCAGUCUUUGAUGAGCAAGACGACCAAGACGACCGCUCUUCCCAGACAGCAAAUAAACUUUCAAGUCGCCAAGCAAGAGAAGUUGACGGCGAUCUUAGGAAACGCUAUUUGACUAAGGGAAGUGAAAUUAGAUUGCAUUUCCAGUUUGAAGGAGGGAGUAAUGCUGGGACCAGUGAUUUAAAUGCCAAGCCAUCUGGAAACUCUUCUAGCCUUAAUGUAGACGGUAGAAGUUCCAAGCAGCAUGGAAAAAGGGAUUCUAAAAUUACAGAUCAUUUUGUGAGAAUUCCCAAGUCAGAGGACAAAAGAAAAGAACAAUGUGAAGUCAGACAUCAAAGAGCAGAAAGGAAGAUCCCUAAAUACGUUCCACCUAACCUUCCUCCAGAUAAGAAGUGGUUGGGAACUCCUAUUGAGGAAAUGAGAAAAAUGCCUCGGUGUGGGGUCCGCCUGCCUCUCUUAAGACCGUCUGCAAGCCACACAGUAACUGUCCGGGUAGACCUUCUGAGAGCAGGAGAGGUUCCAAAACCGUUUCCAACACAUUACAAAGAUUUGUGGGAUAAUAAGCACGUUAAAAUGCCUUGUUCAGAACAAAACUUGUACCCUGUGGAAGAUGAGAAUGGUGAGCGAACUGCAGGGAGUAGGUGGGAGCUCAUUCAGACCGCACUCCUCAACAAAUUCACGCGACCCCAGAACCUGAAGGAUGCUAUUCUGAAGUACAAUGUGGCAUAUUCUAAGAAAUGGGACUUUACAGCUUUGGUUGAUUUCUGGGAUAAGUGCUGAGAAAAGUGAUGAAUGGAGAACACUGGUUAGCACUGAGAAUGGUGUCACUGGUGCUGUAAACCAGACUGCGUGGUUCAGAGGCCUUCGGAGUCAUCCUUUGUAGAAGAAGUGAAAACAGGUUUGAAGCGGUGGGCAAGAGAAGCCUUCACGUGCUGUGAGAACGGCUCUAAUGGAGCAGUAGUCGUAGUGCAAAGACCUCAGUGCUGGUAGAAGUGCAGACUGGAAAAGCUUGUAAUGGGGUGGCAGGGAAAGCAGGGGGCCUGGCCUAGAGAAGCUGUUUGUUAGAUUCGGGCAAAGCAUAUGACCACUUUCUGUUGUGCCCUGAAAACUAAGUGAUGCAAUUCAAAGGAAUGGGUAAGGAAAUCUCAGGCAUAGCAUUCAGGCCGUGGUGUAGUUGUUAUUGCUCAAUGUUUUUAGUGAGGGUGUAAUGAAAAUUUAAAGCAAAAUAUGCAGCAGAGAGAUGUGAAAUAUGUAGGAAAAGAGUGACUUGGGUUAAAGUUGUAAUGUAAAGGGGGGUAAUGUUAAAGAGUCUAUAUUAUUUAAGUUUUAGUAUAAUUAAGGAUGAUUCAUACUGGGACAAUAGAAAAGGUGCCUUGAGGGGAAGACCCCAGCUGCUGAUGCUUCAGCUUGUUUAAAUGCAAAUUCAUUUCAAAGGAAAAUUCCUGAACAAAGAGAACGUUCUGGCUGUCCUGCUUGAGCAGGACUCCCUAGGGCCAUAUUUUCUUAGGUCCCCAGAGGGAAGUCUUCAGAUACUACUGCUGCUUCUGGUAGAAAAGGGGCCAGGCUACUUCUUAGCUGGUAGCACAACUUAGUGUGUUGUACAUGGAGCUACUUUUACAGGCAUGCAGGAUGCAGAAACUAGACUGUGGAGCAACGAUCCACGAAGGACCCAGAAGACCUGUUGAGCCAACAGCAGGUCGCAGUCAUAGUUUCUGUUUGGAGGUCCUGAACAGCCUGUGUGUAAAGCUGUGAAGCAAAGCCCAGGCUGUAGUAGAGCUGAGUUGUAGAUGCCAGAGAUGAGGGGGCAUCCACUUAGAAAAGCUGUCGGCACUGAGUGUUUCCAGAGGUGUCAGAGUCAGCGCCUGGGCCCUGGUAGCGCUGACAGCCCAGACACGGCCACCCAUCUUCAGUAGGCUACUAGUAAAAAGCAAAGAAAGGAGGUAUAUUCAGCAAAGCCACAUCAGGAAGAGAAACUGAUAGAAGUCCAGUGACUUUUUGUCCCUUAAGUACAUCUUCAGAGGCCUGAUAUGAGGUUUUGGUUUAAGUAGAGGUCAAGCAAUCCGGCUUGAGGAGUGGUGCCAUCAUCACUGACCCAUCAUUCUGUUGGCUCAGGUAGCUCUUGAAAGGUAGUCAGUCCCUCAAGUCAGAACUGUGGGAUCUGGCUAACAAGUUCUUCCCAGACGACACUGGGCUUCAACUUUUUUCUUUCCCCUACUAUGAGAGUCUUUGGAAAGGUCCAAAUUCCUUGCAGAUUAUUAUUUCAAUAGUUUCAUAGCCAAAGGAAUGGUCGAGGCAUAGCUGUCUCUUUAGAAUAUGUUCAUUAUUCUGCCCUAGAGGCAUUACAAGUGGAAUACCCCAGCAGAGAAGCCAUAUAUGUAUGCUACAGGUGUCAGAGCUAGAGGGGCAUGAGGCACAGGUAAUGUCAGUAUGAAUCCCAGGUCCCGGAUGUGAGCUCAAGGGUCUGGCGUUUGCCCUCUCAGGUGUUCGUCUUCCGUUGUCGUGACGGGAUUGUUUAUUCUGUGUCGUUGUGUGUUGGAAAUGUGUAGCUUCCUUGGAUUUGCAGGAGCUUACAGUGAGGAGGUUGCCUUCACUUUUCAGAAGAGACUUCGAGUUUGGAGUUUUGAAUAAUGUUGAAACUGAAAGACUGUGGGGAACUUUGAAGUUGAACUAAAUACGUUUUGCAUUAUGAGCUGGCCAUGAGCUUAUGGGGACCAAGGGCAGAAUACUGUAUUUAAAUGUGGAAUUCUCCACAGGCUCAAGUGUUUAGCACCCGUAUCCCCAGCUUGUGGCUGUGUGGGGAGGGGUGUGGAAGCUGUUUGCGAUUGGGCCGAGCUAGCACACGUAGGGCCAUGAAGGUACGCCUGAGCCUUUGUCUUUCCCAGUCUCACAUCCCCAGUGUCCCAGCCAUCGAUCGGCUGCUCCAUGUUACCUAUACGAUGGACUUGAUCUUCUCAAACUAUAUGCCGAAAUAAACCCAUUUUCUCUUGUGUUUCUUGUCCCAGUUCUAAGAAAAGCAACUAAUGUAAAGAUUAUAUGAAUUUUGAAGACAUAGAUAAUAACGCCAGUUUCUGUUCCCAGAAGGCAGUUCUGGAUUCUAGUUCUCGGCACAGCAUGCGAGAAGCCUCCUCACCAUGCCUUUCUGGGGGUAUUUAUUGUCACAGUAUGAAUGCGUAUAUAACCAUUCUAUACAAUAUCUUUAGGGAAGGGCAGAAUGUGUUUCUUGAGUUGCUUCCUGACACACAGCACCUAAAGGUUUUUGAUAUAUUACUAAGAAAAGUAAAUUAUAGGUAGGACAGAGAUUUAUCAGAGAUAAUGAUACAGUAUAAUAUGAGACUUCUGAUUUAAGUGACCUGAGUUCUCAGACUCUGAAUACUUUUAAUGAUGGGAUUUAUAAUUAGAUUAUGAGAUUUACAACUUGCCUUUAAAAGUUUGAAAUUUUUCUAUGUACAUAUCAUAUACAUCCUACAAUUUUCAUAGAUGUAAAGAAAUUCUUCAGUUGCUUUCAAGGAUAGAAGUAAAAGAAACUUAUACUAUUUAUUGAAGACCUUUCUAUGUAAAAAGGAAUCACUGUUUAUUGAUCCCCUACUUUUUUGAAAUUUAAAUAGAAAUUGGAUAAAUUUAGAGAGGAAACUAGGUUUUGAGAUAUGUACUUGAAAUGGACAAGUCUGUUUGAAUUAGGUGAAUAGUAACUAUUUACUGGAUAUAGGAAAGAUUAUUAGAGUCCAAAGCGUGUCUACUUCUGUUGUGAGGAUGUUUAUGCCCUAAACUUUCGUAUGUAAUGCAUUGUAGUAUACAAGGUAAAGAACUGAUUGUCAGUUUUAUCAUUAGAGAGGGACAUUGAACGUCCAUAGAUGAAUGUAGUAAUUAGGCAGCAUAGCAGACGAAAUGGUCUAUAGGGCCCAGUAUGCCAUGGGAGGACAGAAGAAUUGAUUUCGGGGUCAUUGGGCAAACAUAUAGAUGACGUAGCCCUUGGUUAGUUGGGAGUGUAAAGGAAACAGACACAUGUGCUGUUGAAUAACCAAGUGAUUGUGUGCUGUAGUCUUUGCCUAUGUGAAGGGCCUUCCUAUUGGAUACUUAUGCAUUUACAUUUCACAUGUUAUCCCCUUUCCCGUUCCCCCCUCUCCCUUCCCCUGUCCCCCUGCUUCUAUGAGGAUGUUCCCCCUCCCUCCCACCUCAACACCCUGCAUUCCCCUACACUGGGGAAAAGAGCCUUCACGGGACCAAGGGCUUCUCCUUCUACUGAUGCCAGUCAAAGCCAUCCUCUGCCACAUAUGCAGCUGGAGCCAUGGGUCCCCCCAUGUGUACUCUUUGGUUGGUGGUUUAAUCCCUGGGAGCUCAGAUGGUCUGGUUGGUUGAUAUUGUUCUUCCUAUGGGGUUUUAAACCCCUUCAGCUCCUUUAGUCCUUUCUCUAACUCCUCCAUUGAGGUCCCUGUGCUCAGUCCAAUGGUUGGCUGCAAGCAUCCUCAUCUGUAUCAGUGAGGCUCUGGCAGAGCCUCUCAGGAGACAUCCAUAUCAGGCUCCUGUCAGCAAAGCACUUCUUGGCAUCAGCAAUAGUGACUGGGUUUGGUGGCUGCAUAUGGGAUGGAUCCCCAGGUGGGAGUCUCUUGAUAACCUUUCCUUCAGUCUCUGCUCCAUUCAUUGUCCCUGUAUUACCUCCUGUGAGUAUUUUAUUUCUCCUUCUAAGAAGAACUGAUGCACCCCUAGUUUGGUCUUCUUGAGCUUCACAUGGUCUGUGGAUUGUAUCAUGGGUAUUCCAAGCUUUUGGGCUAAUCCACUUAUCAGUGAAUUCAUACCAUGUGUGUUCUUUUGUAAUUGGGUUACUUCACUCAGGAUGAUAUUUUCUAGUUUCAUCCAUUUUCCUAAGAAUUUCAUGAAGUCAUUGUUUUUAAUAACUGAGUAGUAGUACUCCAUUGUGUAGAUGUACCACAUUUUCUGUAUCCAUUCCUAUGUUGAAGGGCAUCUGGGUUCUUUCCAGCUUCUGGCUAUUAUAAAUAAGGCUGCUAUGAACAUAGUGGAGCAUGUGUCCUUGUUAUUUGUUGGAGCAUCUUUUGGGUAUCUGCCUAGGAGUGGUAUAGCUGGGUCCUCAGGUAGUACAAUGUCCAGUUUUCUGAGGAACCUCCAGAUUUCCAGAGUAGUUGUAGCAGCUGGGAAUCCCACCAGCAAUGGAGAAGUGUUCCUCUUUUUCCACAUCCAGGCCAGCAUCUGCUGUUACCUGAGUUUUUGAUCUUAGCCAUUCUGACUGGUGUGAGGUGGAAUCUCAGGGUUGUUUUGAUUUUCAUUUCCCUGAUGACAUUUUUUUAGGUGCUUCUCGGCCAUUCGAUAUUCCUCAGCUGAGAAUUCUUUGUUUAGCUCUGUACCCAAUUUUUCAUUAGGAUUAUUUGGUUCUCUGGAGUCUAACUUCUUGUGUUCUUUGUAUAUAUUAAGUAUUAUUGGAUGUAGGAUUGGUAAAGAUCUUUUCCCAAUCUGUUGGUUGCUGUUUUGUCCUAUUGACAGUAUCCUUUGCCGUACAGUUUUAUGAUUUGUUAUUCAUGGUCUUUCUUUAAAUCACAUAAAGACAAAGCCUCUUAGAACAGCUUGGUUCUUGGGAGAAUAGCACUUUCACUUUGGAUGGCGGCAUCUCAUGGGGUCCUGGAUUGAAUACAAGAGAGAAGACAGACUAAGCAGCAACAUCCAUCAUUCUCUGUGUUUUUACUGUGGCUGCAGGACAGCCAUGUGUCAGACUGUUGCCCUGAUUUGCUUCUUCAUCAUGAUGGACAACUGAACUGUGAGCCGAAGUAAGCUCUUCUCCCUUAAGUUGCUUUUGUACGGUAUUUGUUACAACAACAAGACAGGUAAAAGAGGAAAUGGUACAGAUAUAUGGGAGCUGUUGCUGUGAUAACCUGGACAGUGUGGAUCUUGGACCAUUGGACCUGAUUUGCAGGAGAAAUGAGAAAGAGUUUGGAACUUUGGCUGGAAAAGCCCUUGACUACUGUAAGCAGACCUCUGGUCAUUCUCUUGGCAGCUUUGGAGACAAGAGCAUUGUGAAAAGUGUGGGUGUGGCUCAUAAAGUUUCAGCAGGAAACAAAGAAUAUUCUAGGUGGGUUAGAGAACAGUGGGUGGUGUCAGAUGAGUCUGGCCAUGUUCUUCCUGAAUCCUGAGAGGUGGGGUGAGGCUGAAUUUGUUUGGCAAAGAAAAUUUGAAGACAGGAUAGACUUCAGGUUAGUCUUAGCCAGGUCUCUGAGAGAGUAAAAAGUAGUUCAGAAAGAUAAGAAAAGUACAAAGUUUGGCCAGUAAAGGAAGUUUAACUUUUGGACAAGGAGAGUACAGCUGAAGAUGAUCUGUAAUUGUUAAGAAGAUAAGCUUCUUUAAAGAGGACCCUGGGACAGGAAAUGUGUCCCAGGGACAAGACUUUACCCACCAAAGGCUCUAACAUGAUAAAUGCAAAUCCAUUGUCUCUGAAGUUACUGGAUUUAAAAACAAAACAAAACAAAAUAACAACAAAACCCCAAAAAAACAACUAGGGAAGUAUUAAUUACCCCAGAGUCAGCACACAGAAGUUAAUGCAGCAGUGUUCCAAUGGCCAGGCUUCCUCGUAAGAUAACAGCAGAACUUGGCAGCCAUUGUCUUCUCAGUACUAGUUUUCUAAGCAUGAAAUAUGUAAGAUUUGGGUAAGAAGAGCAGAGGUUCGUGGAGUUCUUCUGGGCCACAGUUCCAGAGAACUUCUGAGGCCAGGCAAUGAGUGGCAAGGUAGGAGGAGUUUUCAUUUUUUUUUUUUUUUUUUGGUUCUUUUUUUUUUCGGAGCUGGGGACCGAACCCAGGGCCUUGUGCUUCCUAGGCAAGCGCUCUACCACUGAGCUAAAUCCCCAACCCGGAGGAGUUUUCUAGAAGCCAGAAGAGGCAUGGAAUUCCCCUGGAACUGGAGUUGGAGAGGAUUGUGGGUGCUAGGAAAUAAGAAUAGGUUCUCUGUAAAAGCAGCAAGAACCCUUAACCCUGGGACAGGAGGGAGAUAAGUCUCUUCAGCCUUUUCCUAAGGCUCUUAUAUAUAUUUGUGCAUAUGCUUACAUACAUUACCCAGUUUUCAUGUGUUUCAUUUUUGAAACAGGGUCUCACUGUGUACUUUGGCUACCCUAGAACUCACUACAUAGACCAGGCUGGCCUCCAACUCGCAGAGAUCCACCUGUCUCUGCCUGAGUGCUGAGAUUAAAGACCUGUGCCACUACACCAGGCUUUACAUUACCCAUUUUACAUUAAAGUUUGCAAAUGGUAUGAGUAAUGGACUCAGCUUUAUUAUACUCUAAAUAAAAGAUAUUUACUGUGCUAUAUGUGCAUGCAGGGACAUUUCUACAGACACGUAAAAUGAGGAGGUUAGAGAAUGACUGUUCACAGUCAGUUCUCUUCCACCAUGUGAGUUCCAGGAAUGGAGCCCAGUCAUUAAGCUUUUGAAAACUUCCUUUAUCUGCUAAGCUGUCUUGCUAGCUGUCAGUUUAGUUUCUAUGUGAACAUCAAUUUCUAGUUAAUUUUCAUGUAUUUAUUGUAAGAAGUAGGGGUCCAGUUUCACUGUUUUGAUUGUGGCCGGUCACUUGUCCAAACACCAUUUGUUAGAAACAUGUUCUCUAUUUGGCUUGGUGCUCUUCUGAAAACCUCAGGUCCUGUACUGUAGAAGUUUAGCCUAGGUUUGGUUAUCCUACCUUUGUAGUGAGACAGGAAGUGUGUGUCUUCUAAAUUGGUUCUUUCUGCUGUUUAUUUAGAUCGAUGGAUCUUUUGCAUUUGAAUAGGAAUUUUAGGAUUAGUUUGUUAAUUUAUACAAAAAGCAAGGUUCCGGGGCAUCUUUUAUAAUGAUGUUUGAAUCCAAAUUAAUUGUGCAUUUUGAGUUAGUACCAGUAAUUUCAGGGUUACUUUAUUGAGCUUUUGACCCUUGACAGCCAUAAAGUAAUAGAUUCCUUAUCUAUCCCUCUGACAGGAAAUUGGAUAUCUUGGUAUCCUUGAAUCUUAAUGAGUCUGCUUUUUUAAAGAGAUUUAAUUUCUGAUGCAUUGAAAGAUUAAUCAAAUUGAUAGAAUAUUUUCUUUGUCACUUAAGUUACUGAAAGUUCCGUUUGUAUUUUUCUUGUAAUUUUCUUGGCUUUAGAUUUAGUGGUUCACGUCCUUAAACUGAUAUUAAAUUUGAUACCUUGAGAUGGCAGUAAAACAUCCCUUUGGUGCCUUUUUGACCUUGCUGGGUACUAAUUAUUUAUUUCAUCCUUUGGUUCUUUUUCUCCUUUCCUCUCUAAUAAGAAUGCUCAGCUAGGACUUCCCACUUUCUCUGGAGACCUUGCCCCUAGCGUGCACAAAAGGGUCAGGAUGAUAUAUAUAUAUAUAUAUAUGGCAAGUUUGUGUAGAUUUAGUGUAGAUCGUAAAUAUAAGGUGAUUACCUAGGUGCAGAUGAUGGUUUUAUAGUUCUUUAGGGAAAGGAUUAAUUUCUGUUUUUAUUUACCUUAUCAACAUGCAGAGGGUUAAAGGAACUUAAAACCAGAUCAAAUACUUAACUGUCUUACUGCAUUCUUCAAGUCUUUGCCUGUGUGUAUAAUGUUUCAAAUAUUUAUAUUUGUCUGAUAUAGUUAUGUGUCUAUCUAAAUUACAUUUAGAAUGUCUUAUUGUAUAUUACAAAUUUUAUUAUAGCUAUAUAGUUUUUAGUAUUAGUGACUAUACAGUAGUGCAUCCAAUUGAUAUUUUCUAAGCCAGUACAGUGUCACAGAUUUGAGAAUAUCUGUACAAAGCAUAUCUAGAGACUUAGGAUUUUGUUUUGUUUUUUUGUUUUGUUUUGUUUUGUUUUGUUCUGAUAGAAUAGCUAUUCUAUCAUUGUUCUUAUGGUUAACCAGUUAAUUUAGAUGUUUAAUAAGUGUGUGUUUUCUUAUCUGUCACAUCUUGGGAGAAUAAUAUAGACCUUUGUCCCACAGGGACAGUGCUGCCCAGGCCCUCAGUAGUUAGUGAGAAGUGCGUGUCAGACAUUAUCGGUGGUGGUAAUGGAAAAGGAGUGCUUUUCUGCAAGGGGAAUAAUGUUUGGCUAGGUUUGAAAUUAUAAGUGAGUUAUGUUUGUUUUGUAGUUUUUCUGUUAACCUGUAUUUACAUUCUGGAGUAGGGAUGCUUUUCAAUCUGAAGAAUUGAUUUUUGAUUUUUUGAUUUUUUAAAAUUUAUUUUUUAACUGAUAAGAAUUAAGAACUUUGGGGCUGGAGGGAUGUCUCAGCUGUUAAGAGCACUGGCUGCUCUUCCAGAGGUCCUGAGUCAGUUCCCAGCAACCACAUGGCGGCUCACAACCAUCUGUAAUGGGGUCUGAUGCCCUCUUCUGGUGUGUCUGAAGACAGCUACAGUGUAUUCAUAUAUAUAAAAUAAAUAAAUCUUUAAAAAAGAAAAGAAUUAAGACUCUUAAAAACUGUAUUUAUAGACACUAAUGCGACAUUGUAAUACAUGCUUAUUCUGUAAAAUAUUUAAAUCAAGUUAAUGAUUUAACUUGUAAUGAUUUCCUAAAGCAUUUAUCAUUUCUUUAUAGAGAAAACAGUGACUAUCCUUACUUACAAGUUUUUGAACAUUAUGUUAUCUUUGGUCACCUGUAAUGCUGAGUGCCAUGUCACUAAAGAGGACUAUCCAGUGAAAUGUAGCACUGUAUUAACAUUGAUAAUAAAGCAUGAUUCUUUGUUACUGUUAGUAUCUGCAGACCUCUGUCUUUGUAACUCCCAGGGCCAUAGUUCCGGUCCUGACACAUGAGCAUCUGUGUUGGAGUGGAAGCAAAGUAUUGCUGAAGCCAUCAUUAUUUUGUCAAGAGCCAGCAAAAAAAUCCCAGACAUCAAUCUAUUAAUUUGUAAUUUAUAGUUAUUAUAUUAGGCACCCCCUGUUGAAAUUGCAGUUACUUAGUGGUUUUGAAUCUUCAGGCUGGUGUUGGUCUUCCUUGCUGCCAGCUGUUAGAAGUGUGGGGAACAAAUCAUGUCUUUUAUGGUCCUCCUGUGUGGCGUUCCACAAAAUUAAAUCCAAGCACUUCCAUCAUUUAUAUUCCAAAUGGAUCAAUAUUCUUACUCUUGGCAUUUUUCACUGGAGAUCUUAAUGAAAUGCCCUGUGUUAGUGAAGGCUCUCACUUUAAUGCAUUACAGAAGAGCUUUAAACGCUCCUUCUUUUAGCACCUGUGGCAUUAUUUCACUUCACUCUUAAUGAGGAGCUUGAGUUCAUGUUGCACGUUAAAGCCCGAGACUGAGGAGGAGCCUGGGUUUUAUGUCUGAGGAGUCCCUUCUGCUUUCGGGGAGUAGAUGGUGGCUGUGAAGUGGAAUUAUUCAGUGACUCCAUACACAUACCUUUUUAAUUUAAAUAUUUCAUACACUAUAUUUUAAUCAUGGUUUUCCUCCCUUCAGCUCCUCCCACAUCCUUACUACUACUUAUCCAACUUGAUGCUCUUUCUCUUUUUCUCAAAAACACAAAAAUCAAAACAUACAAGGAAGAAGCUAACAAUAACAAUAACAAUAACAAUAACAAAAAACAUGCCAAAAUGGAACAGAGGCUUUAAUGAGAGAUACUGUGGGCUUGUUUUGAUACACAUACAGUUUAUGAGUAUAUAUUUGAGAAAGAGCCUAAAGUUGGUUUAUGUGACAAACUUUUUUUUCAGUAACUGGGCUAGCUGUAAAAAGUAAUACUAAAGAUUUAGUAAGUAGUUUUAUUUUCCAUUCCACCUUUCAUUUUAUACUUGAGAUAAGAAGAUGUAUACAUUUUAUUUUUCUCAUUUCUUCACUUUGUUGAUUUUUUUUUUUAUAAAGUUCAUAAGCAACAGAUGCCGUUUUUUGGAGACAGGGGUAGAGCAGUAGGAGCGCAGAUAAGGAAAGAGUGAGAAACUUUAAAGCAAACCUACAUUGUUUGCUGUGCAGUGUAGACUUGCGAUGCACUCUCUCUCGGAAACUAUGGUUUCCUCUGGUAAAUAUAGCAAAGCCUGUACCUCAGUUGAACAUACAAAAUUAUCUUUAUUGCAGGCUAGAAACUGUAUGUAUGUGGGGGACUGCAGAGAUAGCUCAGCAGUUGAGAGCAUUUGUUACUCUUCGAGAACACUGGAUUUCUGUUGCCAGCGGUUCACAGCUGCCUGUCACUGUAGGUUCAGCAGACUCUGACACCGUUCUCUGGCCUGUGGGUACCUACAUGCAUGUACAUGCACACACAGACAAAUACAUAAAUAUAGAUUAAAACAUUUAGGGCUGGAGAGAUGGCUCAGAGGUUAAGAGCACUGUCUGCUCUUCCAGAGGUUAUGAGUUCAAUUCCCAGCAACCACAUGGUGGCUCACAACCAUCUGUAAUGAGGUCUGGUGCCCUCUUCUGGCCUGCACAUGUACAUGCAGGUGGAACGCUGUGUACAUAAUAAAUAAAUCUUAAAAAAAAAAAACAUUUAAAAAAGGGAAAAGAAUCUGUGCAGUUUUUGCUUUUGUUAUAAUUCUAAAAAUACCAAACGUGUUUGUUGCACAGUUGGCUGUUGUCCUGUGAGUUGUUGGGGAAGGGCUAUUACAGACUCUUCCCUGUCAGAAAGACUGUAAACCUCUCUUACUUAGUUGCUGCUUACUUUAAACAGUAGAUAGGGUUAUACUUAUGCAGAUUGAUGGAAUACAUUGUAUGGCUAGCUUAUCCUUUUGUUCUGAGUUUUAAAAUUUAAAUUUGAAGCUUGUAAAGCAGGCCCACACAAUGUGUUGUCUCCUGAGUUGAAGUGUGUGUUGUUAUGCUUACACCUCAGUAAGACUUUUAAAGGUUUGUGAUUACGAGAUGCUCACAGUUAUGAUGGACCAGCAAGGUCUGCCGACACCCAGAAAAGCAGCAUAGCUGGUAGUAAAGGAGGUUAACAAAGUUCUCACAUGGGAAAAUUAAUGUCCUUAAGUUUUUCGGUUAUUGAUUCUUCAUGAAUUCAUAUCACACACUCCAAUCUACACUUCUUUUACUUGCAAAUGAGUCAUUGAUCUGGUUUGAGGCCUCUGGCUUGUGCUAUAAUGUUUAUACUGAAUCCUCACUGGGACUCCUCUCUGAUAUCCUGUUGCUGUCCUCUGUCUUGGGGAUUCUAUAGCUUUGGAUCUGCAGGACCCGUGCCUUCUUGUACUUUAGCAGUUCAUACAUGGAGUAGGUGUUGGGGCCAGCUCAAAGGCCCUAGAUCUGGGCCUGGGGGCUAGCUGGGUUUGUCAGCCCUCCGUCUCUCUUAUCACAUGCACACCACCAGGGCCAGCUCUCCAGCACUGCCCCUGCUAACUUACCCAAUGCCGAAGCUGGCAAGGUAAGGGCCCAGCUCUUCUACUCUCAUGCCCUUGGCGUUAAGCUCACCCGUGCUCAUGCUACCAUAGCCAGCUGUACUGGGCUGCCUAGGUUGGUUGCAGGGCCCAGCUCUCCUGAGUGCUGCGGCCUGGGCAGGCAGGGCCAACCCAGCUGAGCUCUUGCCAUCAGGGUCAGCUCACAGUCCCCCUCUCCCCAUUCAGCUCUGCACAGGGGAGGUGUGGUUUCCACUCUCCGAAGUGCUGCAGCUGGUGAGGGGAAGGACCAACUAUUGUAGAUGGGACCAGUUCUGCACAGUCAGUGCACAUCAACAUGGUCCCAGGCAGUAGCCCAGACCAGGAACGUUCACAUGGCCUUUGGCGGUAACAUGGGCCACAGACAUUGACACCAACCGCUGCUGCUGCAUGGCCACUGAUCCAGACCUCCUUUAGUGACAGCAUGGGCCAGGGCUUCACCAUGGCCUUAGGUGGAGGGGCCUCAGGUGGAGGGGCCUCAGGUGGAGGGGCCUCAGGUGGAGGGGCCUCAGGUGGAGGGACUCAGGUGGAGGGGCCUCAGGUGGAGGGGCCUCCGGUGGAGGGACUCAGGUGGAGGGGCCCUCAGGUAGAGGGACUCAGGUGGAGGGGCUCAGGUGGAGGGGCCUCAGGUGGAGGGGCUCAGGUGGAGGGGCAGGUUGUUCCUCUCCAUUCUGUGUCUCCAGUUCCACCUUUCUUCACAGUGCUCACAUCAUUCAGCUUCUCUCUCCCGUCUCUCCACCAUAUACUUCCUCACUGUAGUGAUUCCUGCUGUGAGUGGGCCAGGUGGCAGGUGGGCCUCUUAGUGUCAUCCACUGGCCUUAAGUUUUAACACCUGAACCAUGUGCUAUGCUUAGAGAAAACUUGGCAUAAAUCAGUCAUCAUUAAACAGCCUAGAAGUCAGUAGUGAGAGCAUAUGUGUUACUGGAGCGUCAGUGUGCUUAGGCAUCGCAGGGCUAGAUUCCAUAAUAGAGCAUGCUGUUGUGGGUAGGUCGACUCAUGAUGGUAACUAUCAUGACACAUGUGACCACAGAGCCAUGGUAAAUGCCUAGAAACUUUUGUGUAUUGAAGAUACUUGCCCUGCCUCCUGGAUGAUUCUCUGUUAACAUUUUACCGAAUGCUAGUAUCCUUUAAAAUAGUUUGAAAUAAACUAAACUAAGGCAGGUAGUUAUGGUGACCACCAUUUCAAACCCAAACAGACUUCUGUAUCCAAUAAUCAGGAAGUAUGCUGGCUUUCUCCAUUGUAGCCCUUUGGUAUUGUGGGUUUUCCUUUUAUUCCUCCUCCCCUUCUCCUCUUCCUCUUCCUUUUUGGUACUAUAGAAAUGUUCUUUUGCUAAUGAACACAUACUUUGUAGCUUCUGAUUUAGAAUUAUUAAUAGAUAAUCUGUUUUCUCGGUCUGACUUGAACACUUAGAAACUGUAAAUGUCCUUGCUCUAUUUGACAUGAAGAGCCUGGAGGAAAUCCCUAAUCAAAUGAGAGCAGCCUUGGCUGUCUCAUAAGGCUGCAGCUGAUGUCUUUACCUCUGUAGCUUUCAAGCCUCUGACUUGGAGUGCAGUAGAAGUAGCCUUUUUGGACUUCUUCCCUUGGUGACUCAGAGUCUCUGGAAUCAAUAAGGUCUGCAUUACUUUACAGCACAAGCUAAUUUAAUUCAUGAGCACUGUAGAAGCCAAAAGGCAUCUAAUCAGAGUCACUAAAAUAUUAAAGCAGAUAAAUUAUAACUCUUAGGUUUACAUGGACUGUGUCAUGUUCCAUCAUCACUUCUACACUGGCUUCAUGUGCAUUUCCUGUAUUGGGAGUGUGGGUGUAAGAUCUGUAUUCAUGGUUCUUCCAAAUGUAGUUCAUAUCCCUCCCAUAGGAUACAUCGAUACAAUUGGAAUGUGGCACUUGGCUUUGAAAGUCAGAAGCUCAUUCUUAGGGGAGUUCUCCAUGUUUGUCAUUGAUGAAGUUAGUUAUCUUGUGACUGAAAAGUACUAGAUUGUAUUUAUCACUUGGCACACAGCAUGUCAGAUAUAAUGAUACUCAAAAGUGGAGAUCGAUUCAGUAGGGUUUCUUCUGUAUUCUAAUAACGAAAUUAAUCUAGUAUACUCAUGUCUUCUAGCUGGCAUCUUUUCAUUUUUUUAUUUGAAUUAAAUAGUAAGUAGCCAUUCCUUUUAAAUACAGCUUUGGUAUUGACAUCAUUAUCCAGACGCCUACUCUGUUGUUAGAAGGGUGAAGAUUCUGUGCUUUAAUCUCACUCUAGACUUACAUCUCUCAUUAUGAUCGAGCCUACUUUUUCUUUUUUUAGAUUUUGGCAUUUUAUGUACCCAUUUUGAUGUGAGGCCUUAAUUCCUAUUAAAUUAACUUGCAUUUAAUACUGUGUGUUGCAACCCAUUGAGACUCAGUCUUAUGCAUUCCCUUUUUAAGUGGAAUGCUGUGGUUUCCGGCCUAGUUUGCCGUUGAUUUCCUUUGAUUAUAAGAAGACUACUAUGAAAUGACAUUUUUUAAAGCAAGAACCAUUUCCAGUGUAGUAAAAUAUGGAGUAUUUUCAGAGCCAUGGGAAGAGCAGCUUAAAAACAAACAAAAGGCACCUUCUUCUGGCAGUGGAACAUUGGAUCUGUUCAGGCUCUGUCAUACACAGCCCUUCCUUGGCAGUUGAUUCCUGUCUUCCCAUAAGAGAGAUUUUCUUUCGUAUAUGCCUGUUGCAUACAAAUCACAGAACAUUCCAGGUUCAGUCUAAGAUUUGCAUCUGCUGGGAGAUAUUCCUUAUACUUGCUUUCUUUGAUGGGACAUUCUCUGUGGCUAUCUGAUGGAGACAUCUCCUUAUUUUUGAGAGCUUUACUUUGUAUGGUAUAAAGUAUAUCCUUUUCCUCUGAUAAUUCUCACAACUAUGCCAUAACUAGAUGUUGUUAAAGCAUUUCUGUUUUAAGUGAAGGACUGAAAAACCAAAGCAUAGAGGGUUUUGUUGGUGGAGGUACUGGUUUUAUCUUGUUUUUAGAGGCAGGGUCACAUUGUGUGUCCCUGGCUAGCCUAGAGCUCACUGUGUAGACCAGACUGGCUUUAAACUCACAGAGAUCUGUCUACCUCUGCCCCCAAGUGCUGGGAUUAAAGGCAUGCUCCACCAUGCCUGGCUUAGAGAGUUGAAGCUACAUAGAGUUAGAAUUUGUUCAUCAGUUUAGCUGCCCUCAGCCCCUAGUUCCUGCCAGCUGUUCAUUCCCUCAUCUUGUCAGAUGCUGUGGUUGUCCUUCCUGAGGUUCCUGAUGCUCAGCCUUGUUUUUAUUGCGCUGUCUCAUCCAUAUUGUUAGGCUCAGUUGGGAUCCUGUGGUCGUUGCUGGGCUGUGCUCUUCAAUGUUGCCUCUGUGCACCUCUAUGGCAUCAUUUCCUAUCCCUCACCUCAGGGUCUAAAACCCUCAUUGUGGUUCUCUGGUAAGCUGUUUGCUUCUCUCCUUUCAUCCUGAAGGCUCAGUUCUGAUUUGGUGUCUCUUCUAUUCUCUCAGCCUCUUCUGAAAGCUCUGUCUUCCCUCCCUGCACUUGCUUUAUUUCUCAUGUUCUGUAUGAAAAUAUCUCUAUUUCUCCCGAGACUAAGCUUCGCCCAGACUGGACUGGUGUUUUAUAAUUCAUGACUCCAGCAAUGUAAGUGUGAGCUUUGAGCCACAAUUUCUAAGACAUUUCAAAAUAAUUGUAUAAGGUGACAGUUGACCUCAGAUUGACAGCUAGAAGAGAAAAGAGGGGGAGUCAGUAGAUAUGACCCUUACGAUUGUUGAAUACAUGUUUUUGUACUGUUUGUUUAUUUACAAAGCUCACCUUGAUUGCCUAGACAUAGUAGAUGAGCAGUGACUUCUGUAAUUGAGCAUUUUUACCACAGCUUGAAUUUUUCUAGAUGAUAUAUUACUUGAGGUAAUCGUGUUUCAAAGUAGAAUUUAAUGAAUUUGAAAUAUUUUAUUUAGUAGUGUUUGUCUUAAGGGCUAAUGGAUUUUUUUCUUCUAAAUAAUCUGCCACUAGGGGCGCCCUCAAAUCUUUUGAGAAUUAGGUUUGUUUCAGCUUUAAUUAAAGAUAAAUUCAUAUUGAGUUUUGUUUAUUAAUACUAGGUUAUUAAGAAUGAAGCACUUUAAACAUGUAUGUACAGUUCUUGAUUUGUAUGCAACUCUUCAUUGCAUUAUAAUUUUGGUAAACUGUCAUUGAAUUCUCUUGAACAUUAAAAGUUGAAAAGUAUUUUCAACGUAUUUUUUAGAGUGCAAAAACGUUUAAAAGUACCAACUAUGCAGUUUAUUGUUAACAUGAAAAAUAGUGAUUAUUCAGUAAAUACUAUGUAGAGAAGACCUUUGUAUUUUAUGAAGCUGCAAAGGUCUUCAUGUGUAAUGAAUUGAGUCUUAGAAAUAGUGUGACUUUUUGAUUAAAGUCCUUUUUUGUCUCAAGAACUGGAAUGGAGGUAUUUUUUCUAAGAAUAUUCCCAGAUUGGUUGUUAAUUAUUUGAAAUUAGAAUACAUAUGGUAAAAUUUGUUCUAUUCAUACAAGUCUUGCACUUUAAGAAUUUUAAGUCCUUGAUGGCUUAUUUCCUAAGGCAAGAAAUUAAUUCCAAUGAAAAACUCAUUAAAAGCAGAUGUGUUUAGGGAGCAGCUGUGAUUGGGGCUUUAGUGGGGUCUGAAAGCAAAUCUUUCUCCCCUUGUUUCUCCUUCCUCCUUUUGUCUCGGCAAAUGAGUUUAUUGGUCUGAGUGGAGGCUGGUCUGAGUCUUGUUGCAUGCUGAGUGCUUUUGUGAGGCUCGAAUUGUACCUCUUCCGGGACCUCUUGAAUGAGAUUCACAGAGGUGGUGAUCAAUGCAAAAGCAAGAGGAGUUUAAUCAUUCCGACGUGUUGGGGUUCUCCCACUUCAGGACCAUCUCCUGAGCAGACUCACAACAGGGAGUUAUAAACCUUGAAAACAGUUGGGGCAGAAUUCAAACAGUGGUAACCGAGCAGGGCAGUAUGUGCAUUUGGUGGAGGGAAACAACUCAGUGUACUGUUCAAGACUUUCCCAAGGGGGUGGAGGGUGUCCAUUGAAAGCCACAGGUAGGUUUAUGUGACAGUUUGACUUGGAACUAAACUAGCUUUUUUCUUCCUGGAAGGUAGGGGUCCUUGUGCUCAGAGGUUUGUGGUGGAAAUUUUCCCACUGACCCCAGAUUGGCCCCAACUCUGGCCCUUUCACUUUGUCCAGCAACUUGAGUGUGGUCUGACACUAUUUUUGUGAGACUUUGUAUAAGCAUCUAUUCACUCCAGGUAGGGACCCAAAAGUAAAGUAGAUCAAAGUACAGUUUGGUGAACAGUGGGUUUAUUGGGGUUACUGACAGGAACAGAAGUGACUAAAAAGCAGAAACAUCACCAAAAGUCCUCCUUAGCUUGGGUGACCAUUCACAAAAGUUGGAAAUCCGGAGUAAACUGCACAACUUCUAGGUAGCUGAACAGGUUGGUGAAUAUCUCUUCUAGGCAGCUCAGGUGGUCUGUCCACUCUCGGCAGCUGGGGCUGAUCUGAGAGAACACUCUUCUCAGCAGUCCUCUCUGUUUAUAUAAGUUUAGGGGAGAGAGGAGCCUUAGUCAGGCUGGUCAGUUUCAGGAACUUACUGAAGUUAUUGGACUGUAUAUUUACUUCCUGGGUUUAAUGAGCUUCCUCCAAAAUAGGAUGUGUCUUCUGGCAAGAAAUAGCUGUACAGAACUGGCUCUCUGAGUAGACUCCAAAGGGCAAGAAACACAUACCAUUAUGGCUUUGAGGACCAAGUUCAACUGUCUGACUUUCCAUCCAGAAGAUGCCAUUUGAAUCGUUUGAUGAAGACUCUUUGGAAGCAAAAGAGCAGUUACAUAAGUUGUAGGUGGAUAGCUGCAUGCGUUACAAAAAGCACAUGGUUGAAAUUGCCAGGAUAAAGUUAGUACAGACCCAAAGUGUUCUCCACUACGUAGUAGAAACCACUGCCUGUUUUGUAGGCCCUGAAGGCAAGAACCCUGACUGACAUGCAUGUAGAGGACACUGGGACUGUUAGAGCUAAACCUGCCCUUUCUUAAAAAAAGGAAUUGGUGAGCAUGGCCUGAAGGCUGACUCCUUUUUUGUGUUUGCAAAGAUUUUUAGGGAUGGUGGACAAAACCUCGGCAGUUAGCAAUCUUGGAGAUAUAAUCCACCCACAAACCAACUUGACUCUAGGAAAGAUGUCCCUCACAUUCGGUCUGCGUUCCAUUUCCUCUAGUAGUACUCACACAAUUAAGAGACUCCUUGAGCCCAGAAGGAAAAAGCUGCCUUCUGAUGAAAUCUACGGAAGAGCUGCCUGUUUUUAUGUCCCAGAGCAGCACAGCCGUCUGAGUAUGAACUUGUCCCUAGUUUCUUGGCAGUGUCGUGACGCCAUCUGUGUUUCUAUACUGUGUGUUAAGUUGGGCUUUUAACGCUUUUGCCACUCCCCUUUUCUUUUUUGAAUUCAGUACAUAGUUUUGAUGGGAUGUGGUUUUCGAAACCCCUUUGGGGAGGCUGGUAUAUGAGUUACAUCUAGUUGUGCAGCUGAUUUUUUGUAGUUAUUACUGUCUUGCUAAUAGGGUUGACAAGAUCUCUUGCUUUCCCCAGAGGUCCUUCUCUUCACUUUCUAUAAUUCUGUCUUAGAGUUCCUAUUGCCAUGAAGAAAAACCACUAUCAAAGCAACUUGGGGAAGAAAGGGUUUAUUUAACUUACAAUUCCACAUCACUGUUCAUCAUCAUAGGAAGUUGGAACAGGAACUAAAGCAAGGCAGGAACCUGGAGGCAGGGGCAAUGGAGGCUGCUGUUUUCUGGCUUGCCCCUCAUGGCUUGCCCAGCCUGCUUUCUUAUAGAACCCAGGAUCACCAGCCCAGGGAUGGCACCACCCACAAUGGUCUGGGCCCUCCCCCAUAAAACACUGAUUAAGAAAAUGCUCUGGAGCCAGGUAUCUUGGGGACAUUUUCUCAGUGGAAGUUCCUUUCUUUCUAGCCUGUAUCAAGUUGACAUAAAACAAGUCGGCAGAAGAUUCUGUCUGUGUUUAGGUUUUAGUGUUUUACACUCACAGUGUCUGGUAAAUCACUGCUCUAAGCUGCACAGUAAGUCAGAUGUAAUAGUAGAGUAACGGUGCUAACAAAGAUGAAGAGUUCAGAUUAGAAGCAGAUGCCUCAUUGCCCACCAGGUCCCUCCCCAUCCCUUACCCCCAGCCAGAAAGAAAGAAUAGCAUCUGAGCAGAGACCUGUCAGAUCAAUCUAAGGACAAAUGGAGAUUAUGUCUGCUAAAAGAUGAAUAUUUUAAAACUCAGAAUCUCUUUUUUUUUCCUUUAGUGUGUAUAAUUUCAGAUGCUUUAAUGAGCUCUGUUUUUUAUCAGUAUUUUCCAGAUUUGGGUCAUGAUACUAGGGAAACCAUGUGUAGCUCAUUAACUAGGGAAAAGAAGAAUCAGAGAGUUGGGCUAGUUCUGUAGACAGCAUUUGCUUUGUCUCUCCUGCAGACCCCUGAGGUCACUCGGCCUUCACAGCAUCCACUCCCUGCCUUUGCAUUUAUUUGAUAGCCCUUUGGAUGCUAUGAAUAAAGUUUAAACCGUCUUAUUUGGAGCCACAGAUUAGUUAGCUGCUAAUCUGUGAAGUUUACCUUCUUAAAUAUGAAAAUAUUAGACUGGAUAUUUCCUGAAAACCAGUUUAUCUCCUGAAAACCAGUUGUACUGUAUUAAAAUUUAGAGAAUGUUGUUAUUGAAGCCAUAAUUGUGAUGGGUGAUACACAUGAGAGAUCACCCUGUGGCUGGCCUGUCAGCCUUUCAUGAGCCUUCAGAAAUUAAGGAGAGUGAGUAAGUUUGUUUUCUUGUAAGCUGUCACAUUCCUCUCAAAGUGUCAGCCUGAAUUGUACACAGAUAAAUGUUAGAAACAUUCACCUUCUCUAGCUGAUUUUUUUACUCUUACAUAAUUUAGUGAUUUAAUUUUUCUUUUUCCUCAAAGUUUAAUUUUUCUGUACUUGGAAACAUGCCUAAAGAAUAAGUUAACGUGAAAGAUCUUAGUAAUUUUGACUUACUUUUUAUUUUUGAAUAGGAACUUGUCUCCUGAAGAGACUUGUAAUAAAUAUGCUAGUGAAAUUUUCAGUAGGCUUAAGAUACAUUAUAGAAGACUGAGCCCCUAAACGGUUCAGCCACCUUUUAAGAGCCUACUGUAGUAAUUUUUCUAGGCGUAGAGACUAGACAGCAACAGAAAGGAGAAUGAGCUUUGUCAAAUAAUCUGAGAGAGACAGAUGGCUGUUAAAGUAUUCUUAUUAGCACUGUUACACAAGAACCUCACUGUUCCGGAAAUGGUGAAUCAGCCAUUCAUUUUGUCUUAAAGGAACUUCUAGUAAGCGAUAGGAAGGGAGCCCAUAAAUAAUAGCACGCAGCACAAAAUUUUAAGGCUCUCUCUCUCUUUUUUAAUCACAGAAAAAUUGUGUGAGAGAACUAGAAAGGAAAAAUGGAUGGACUUUGAAACAAUUAUUAUUUGAACAAGAUAGCAAGAAAAUUGUUCAGGAAUUAAGGAAAGACAAUACAGUCACGGAAGUAUAAGUAGGUGAUGUGGAAGACUGAAUACUUGAGCUGCUAAGUAUGUAAAAUGCACAGGAAAGUGGAUAUGUAUCUGUGUGGAUAUCAGCUUUUAUGAUAUGCUAAAUAAGACCAGAAAAGCAUCAAGGUCAAGGUAGACUAAAUAUUUUAAUAUUUAGGUAGGCAUCAAAAGCAUAAUUAUCUAAUAUCGAUAUUUAAUAUUAUUUAGAUGCAUAAAUAUCUUAAAUUACAGAGUUUGUACUGUAUUGAAAAGAUGAUGAAAAUCAUUGAAAGCUUUAGGGCAGAAGGGACACAUCAGGGUGUACUUGGGCAGAAACCAAAGGGAAUUGAGCAGCGGGACAUAGUUACAUCAUGUAGCGUUCCUGUUAGGAGUGGAUGAGGGCCUGAGUCAGAGGAGCUUAGUAGUUGAGGAAAGGAGGGAGAGAGGGAAGGAAGGAGAGAAAGGGAGGGAGGGAGAGAGCAAGAGAGAGAGAGAGAGAGAGCAAGCAUAUGAAUACCAGUGGUCCUGCUGGAUCAGUCAGUAGGACUCAGGUUUACUCAUGUGGAGAUAUUGUUUUUGCUUU